Molecule: messenger RNA, 37663 nt
Organism: Pelobates cultripes (western spadefoot toad)
Lineage: Eukaryota; Metazoa; Chordata; Amphibia; Anura; Pelobatidae
Source: the annotation of a GenBank genome assembly
AGGGACUGCACAGGCUGACUGGGAGCUUGCUGACGGUCCCUGUCUGCUUGGGGAGCUGGGAUGCUGCAAGCCGGCAGGUGAGAGGUUAACCCCGUGGAUUAUUCCAGAUAGCGGUGUAUUUGGGGGGGAUAUGGAGGAUAGGCUGGGAGUGGGAUCUGGUAGUGCAGGUGCAGUGUUUGUUUUUGAGGCUGGGUCCAUCGUAUAUUGAAUGUCUCCUACUAUGUGUGUGCUGGCUGUUUAUUGCUGGGGUGCAGACACAUUGUCAGGGAGUUCUGUGUAUUUAAUACAGGGGGAAGGGGCAGGAUCCCAGGAGCUGACAUAUUACUGCUAGGGUGAAUGGGCAUGGUAUGUCUUAUUGCUAGAAUAAAGGGGCAUGACUUGUCUUAUUACUGCUGGGGUAAAGGGGCAUGAAAUGUCUUAUUGCUAGAAUAAAGGGGCAUGACUUGUCUUCAUACUGCUAGGGUGAAGGGGCAUGCCCACAAGAGCUGUCUUAUUCUUCUGAUAAAUAGCAAUGUUUUAUUUUUGGGGUAAAGGGGCGCUCCCAGGAGCUGUGUUAUUAUUGGGGUAAAGGGGCGCUCCCAGGAGCUGUGUUAUUAUUGGGGUAAAGGGGCGCUCCCAGGAGCUGUGUUAUUAUUGGGGUAAAGGGGCGCUCCCAGGAGCUGUUAUUAUUAGGGUAAAGGGGCGCUCCCAGGAGCUGUUAUUAUUAGGGUAAAGGGGCGCUCCCAGGAGCUGUUAUUAUUGGGGUAAAGGGGCGCUCCCAGGAGCUGUUAUUAGGGUAUAAGGGGCGCUCCGAGGAGCUGUUAUUAUUAGGGUAAAGGGGUGCUCCGAGGAGCUGUUAUUAUUAGGGUAAAGGGGUGCUCCCAGGAGCUGCUGUUAUUAGGGUAAAGGGGUGCUCCCAGGAGCUGUUGUUAUUAGGGUAUAAGGGUCGCUCCGAGGAGCUGUUAUUAUUAGGGUAAAGGGGCGCUCCCAGGAGCAGUGUUAUUAUUAGGGUAAAGGGGCAUGCUCCCAGGAGCGGUGUUAUUAUUAGGGUAAAGGGGCGCUCCCAGGAGCGGUGUUAUUAUUAGGGUAAAGGGGCGCUCCCAGGAGCAGUGUUAUUAUUAGGGUAAAGGGACGCCCUCCCAGGACCUGUGUUAUUAGGGUAAGGGGGCAUGCUCCCAGGAGCUGUGUUAUUAGGGUCAAGGGGCACCAUCCCAGGAGCUGUCAUUAUUAAGGUUAAAAGGAUGCUCCCAGGAGCUCUGUUAUUAUUAAGGUAAAGAAGCGCUCACAGGAGCUGUGUUAUUAUUAGGGUAAAGGGGCGCUCCCAGGAGCUGUGUUAUUAUUAGGGUAAAGGGGCGCUCCCAGGAGCGGUGUUAUUAUUAGGGUAAAGGGGCGCUCUCCCAGGAGCGGUGUUAUUAGGGUAAGGGGGCACUCCAAGGAGCUGUUAUUAUUAGGGUAAAGGGGCACGCUCCCAGGAGCUGUGUUAUUAGGGUAAGGGGGCAUGCUCCGAGGAGCCAUUUUAUUAGGUAAAGGAGCGCUCCGUGGAGCUGUUAUUAUUAGGGUAAAGGGGCACGAUCCCUGGAGCUGUUAUUAUUAGGGUAAAGGGGCACGAUCCCUGGAGCUGUCAUUAUUAAGGUAAAGAAGCGCUCCCAGGAGCUGUGUUGUUAUUGGGGUAAAGGGCAUGGUCCCAGGAGUGGUCAUUAAUAAGGUUAAAAGGAUGCUCCCAGGAGCUGUUUUAUUAUUGGGGUAAUGGGGCGCUCCCAGGAGCUGUGUUAUUAUUAGGGUAAAGGGGCACGCUCCCAGGAGCGGUGUUAUUAGGGUAAAGGGGCACGCUCCCAGGAGCGGUGUUAUUAGGGUAAAGGGGCACGCUCCCAGGAGCGGUGUUAUUAUUAGGGUAAAGGGGCGCUCCCAGGAGCGGUGUUAUUAUUAGGGUAAAGGGGCGCUCCCAGGAGCCGUGUUAUUAUUAGGGUAAAGGGGCGCUCCCAGCAGCGGUGUUAUUAUUAGGGUAAAGGGGCGCUCCCAGGAGCUGUGUUAUUAGGGUAAGGGGGCAUGCUCCGAGGAGCCAUUUUAUUAGGUAAAGGAGCGCUCCGUGGAGCUGUGUUGUUAUUGGGGUAAAGGGCAUGAUCCCAGGAGUAGUCAUUAAUAAGGUUAAAAGGAUGCUCCCAUGAGCUGUUUUAUUAUUGUGGUAAUGGGGCGCUCCCAGGAGCUGUGUUAUUAUUAGGGUAAGGGGUGCGCUCCCAGGAGCUGUGUUAUUAUUAGGGUAAAGGGCGCUCCCAGUAGCAGUGUUAUUAUUAGGGUAAAGGGGCGCUCCCAGCAGCAGUGUUAUUAUUAGGGUAAAGGGGCGCUCCCAGCAGCAGUGUUAUUAUUAGGGUAAAGGGGCGCUCCCAGGAGCUGUGUUAUUAGGGUAAGGGGGCAUGCUCCGAGGAGCCAUUUUAUUAGGUAAAGGAGCGCUCCGUGGAGCUGUGUUGUUAUUGGGGUAAAGGGCAUGAUCCCAGGAGUAGUCAUUAAUAAGGUUAAAAGGAUGCUCCCAUGAGCUGUUUUAUUAUUGUGGUAAUGGGGCGCUCCCAGGAGCUGUGUUAUUAUUAGGGUAAGGGGUGCGCUCCCAGGAGCUGUGUUAUUAUUAGGGUAAAGGGGCGCUCCCAGUAGCGGUGUUAUUAGGGUAAAGGGGCACGCUCCCAGGAGCGGUGUUAUUAGGGUAAAGGGGCACGCUCCCAGGAGCGGUGUUAUUAUCAGAGUAAAGGGGCGCUCCCAGGAGCAGUGUUAUUAUUAGGGUAAUGGGGCGCUCCCAGGAGCGGUGUUAUUAUUAGGGUAAAGGGGCGCUCCCAGGAGCCGUGUUAUUAUUAGGGUAAAGGGGCGCUCCCAGGAGCCGUGUUAUUAUUAGGGUAAAGGGGCGCUCCCAGCAGCGGUGUUAUUAUUAGGGUAAAGGGGCGCUCCCAGGAGCUGUGUUAUUAGGGUAAGGGGGCAUGCUCCGAGGAGCCAUUUUAUUAGGUAAAGGAGCGCUCCGUGGAGCUGUGUUGUUAUUGGGGUAAAGGGCAUGAUCCCAGGAGUAGUCAUUAAUAAGGUUAAAAGGAUGCUCCCAGGAGCUGUUUUAUUAUUGGGGUAAUGGGGCGCUCCCAGGAGCUGUGUUGUUAUUAGGGUAAAGGGGCACGCUCCCAGGAGCGGUGUUAUUAGGGUAAAGGGGCACGCUCCCAGGAGCGGUGUUAUCAGAGUAAAGGGGCGCUCCCAGGAGCGGUGUUAUUAUUAGGGUAAAGGGGCGCUCCCAGGAGCGGUGUUAUUAUUAGGGUAAAGGGGCACUCCCAGGAGCUGUGUUAUUAUUAGGGUAAAGGGGCGCUCCCAGGAGCGGUGUUAUUAUUAGGGUAAAGGGGCGCUCUCCCAGGAGCGGUGUUAUUAGGGUAAAGGGGCGCUCCCAGCAGCGGUGUUAUUAUCAGAGUAAAGGGGCGCUCCCAGGAGCGGUGUUGUUAUUAGGGUAAAGGGGCGCUCCCAGGAGCGGUGUUAUUAUUAGGGUAAAGGGGCGCUCCCAGGAGCGGUGUUAUUUUUAGGGUAGAGGGGCACUCCCAGGAGCGGUGUUAUUAUUAGGGUAAAGAGGCGCUCCCAGGAGCAGUGUUAUUAGGGUAAAGGGGCACACUCCCAGGAGCUGUGUUAUUAGGGUAAGGGGGCAUGCUCCGAGGAGCCAUUUUAUUAGGUAAAGGCGCGCUCCGUGGAGCUGUUAUUAUUAGGGUAAAGGGGCACGAUCCCUGGAGCUAUCAUUAUUAAGGUUAAAAGGAUGCUCCCAGGAGCUGUGUUAUUAUUAAGGUAAAGAAGUGCUCCCAGGAGCUGUGUUAUUAUUGGGGUAAAGGGCAUGAUCCCAGGAGCGGUCAUUAUUAAGGUUAAAAGGAUGCUCCCAGGAGCAGUGUUAUUAUUGGGGUAAAGGGCACGAUCCCAGGAGCUGUCAUUAUUAAAGGACCACUAUAGUUCCCUGAGGGUGCUCCCACCCUUAGGGUCCCCCUCCUGCCGGGCUCUGGGGGGAGGAAGGGGUUAAACUUACCUCUUUCUCCAGCUCUCCUCCUUCCCUCUGCCUCCUCUCCUCCUCUUCGGCUGAAUGCGCAUGCGCGGCAGGAGCUGCACACGCAUUCAGCCAGACCAUAGGAAAGCAUUCACAAAUCACAGUGAGAAACGCGGAAGCCCUCUAGCGGCUGUCAAUGAGACAGCCACUAGAGGCUGGAUUAACCCAUUUAUAAACAUAGCAGUUUCUCUGAAACUGCUAUGUUUAUAGAAAAAAAGGGUUAAACCUAGCUGGACCUGACACCCAGACCACCUCAUUAAGCUGAAGUGGUCUGGGUGCCUAUAGUGGUCCUUUAAGGUUAAAAGGAUGCUCUCAGGAGCUAUUUGCCAGCUAGUAUUAAGAUAAAAGGGGCAGGAUCCUGGAUUAAUCAGAGGGCAUAUCAUUAUCCGGGAUGUAAUGGUUUAUGUAUAGUGGGAAGGGAGCCAAGUUGCAUUUACUUGCAGCAAUGUAUAAUGACACAGCCCAAAUCACUGCACUUUUUCUGUACACAGCCCUUCUGUCCUUCUGUGGCCUGCCCACUAACCCUUUACACCACUUGUGUUCUCUACUACCCAAUAAUUCCUAUUGUUUCAUCUAUCCCCAAAUACACACUACUUCAUAUACACUGCUCCACAGUCUUAUUGCUCUGUACACACAGUCUGAUAACCCCUCCUACAGCUCAGUGACCCAUGGUUUAAUACCUGAUCCAUUUAGCUUGGUCAGUAUUCUGAUACCCUUAUAAGUGCUUACACCGAUUGGAUAUGACCUCUGCUAUUACUACAUUUAUCAUGCCCAAUUUAACCCAUUUAGCUUCUUUCUCAUCCCUUUUAUAAGCACCUUUCUAGAUCAGAAUGCUGUAAAAAAACUGUUUAGUAACCCCUCUGGGUGUAUCUGCCAUUUCAUGUACACAGUAGUUAUUUAACCCUUUCUUAGAAAUACUUCUUACUAGUGCUACAUAUGCCUUGCUAUGUAAGCUACUAUAGCAUAUAAUGAAUCUGCCUUAUAUGCAGUUCUAUAAGGAUACAACCUGUAAACUGCUCUAUAAACCUUUACAGGCUAUAACCUCUCUGUGAGAAGGACUGUCUUGACGCAUGGACAUGCUGGGCAGUGUCCUUGGGCCCCACAGGCUUGGCAACUUUUCAGUAUAUUAUUGAGGGAGAUUUAUUCUUCACCUUCAAACCCUCUUUAUUAAAAUGUUUUGGUUAACUAAUCACCACAGACCAUCUUCUCAAGUAUUGUUCCUGCUUAUUAAUAUAUUUGCCUCUCGUCCUUCCAUGAGUCCCCUUUUAAUAAAGCCCUAAAUAUGUCCUCUACCACAGGUCCGCCCAGACCCCUCCAUUGAUUACAUCCACUUCCUUGCUCUGUAUCUCUACCUUCCCACCAGAUUCCCAUUUGACUGUUUUCUCUGUAUCUCAAUCUUAACAGUUCUAUAUCAUAAUUCACUAUCAUCCCCUUCCGUAUCUGUAUCCCCUAUCACACUGUCAGUAACAUUUUUAACCAUUCUUUGUCAAUUCCUAUCCCUAUCACAUUAGUCUCUAUUUCAAUGACCGUAUCCAUUAAAAAAAAAAAAAAAAUUAAUAUAGCUCCUCUUUGUACAUCAGUCCACUCCUCCAUAUUUUCUCCAUGUUAGUAAAGACGUUUGUCCCACUAGUCCAUAUGAAACAUCUUCUCCGCUUAAGUCCUCUCUCCUUCCUGUCCCCAUGUAGAAUUGUCACUUCCUUUCUGCUGCCUGGCUCUCUACAUUGUUAUAUCUGCCCUGACAUCAACAGUGGUGAUGGGUGAUUGGAUGGUAAUGCAAUGAGGCAUUAUGCAUCUCAGACCUAUGUUAAAUUUCAGUGGGCUUCUAGAAAUGAUGGCUACCCAGGAAGUAGGCAUAUCGGUGUCUCAUUCUUAUCUGUGGAACCUAUCAUUUUCCACUUUUCUUGUCACGUAAUCACCGAGUUUAUAUGAUACGUUGCCAUAUUUCAACUGCUUAUACAGUUUAUACACAGCCCGGUUUACUAUUUUGGUGAUGAGGUCUAUGUGCACCUAUCGGCACCUGGUUUAGCUGUCAUGGUAAGGGAGAGAGCUCAGCCAAAGUUGUGAGUGCAGGUUUGGUUAGAACUGCAGUGAUUAAUGAUCUUUUUGAAAUUUCUGGACUUCUAAGCCACUCUCACAUCUGAUAGAGGGUGCAGGAUCUUCCUCUCUGCAUUGCCAACUUUAUAAUAUAAAAAUUUAACUUUUGAUGGUGCAUAGGGAGAUCUUUUUAAUUUUGCCUCUGAUUGCUUAGCUGUAGAGUCAAUUCCUGUCUUCAGUGCUUAGCUGGGCACCAGUUCCAGUGGAUGCUAUAUUCAUAUUUAGCUUUUCUUUCUACACCAGGAGUGCCCAAAAGAUAGACCUACAAAUCCCAUGAUUUUUUGCCAGUCAAUAGAGGGGCUAGGCAUUAUCAACGUUUUAGAUUAAAACAUCUGGAGACUUACCUUUUUUAGUAACCUGUUUACAACGUAUAAUUUGCUCUAUUACCACCCAACUAGUGUAACUCCUUCUACAACUCCAUAUAGCACAUUCCAUCUUGUCCUAAACUCUAUACCCUGCUUUAUAACUACAUAACUGGAUAUACAUUUCUACUCCUGUUCCAUAUAGGGCCAGAGGGACUAGUAGUACAGUUAAGGGAAACAGAUUUUUGAACCUGGUACAUGAUAAUUUCGUCUCUCAAUUGGUAGAAGGCCAAGUAGAGGGGAUGCUUGUCUGGAUCUUCACACUUGGGAAAUAGUGACCAUAGUAUUGUAUCAUUUGAGAUUAACUCAAAGACUAAAUUUGAUAGGCUAAGGGCAUCUUUACAACGGAUUGGCAGAAAAUAUAUUCAAUAACAAAAGCACAGAGGAUAAAUAGAAAGUCUUUAAACCAAUUCUACAAAAGUAAAUUUCUCAAUAGAUACCAUUAUAUAAUGGAAGCAAAUGAAAACCAAUGUGGCUUAGUACAAGGGUCAGUCAAAUGAUAAAAGAUAAGAAAGGGGCUUUCAAAGCACCUUAAUCAGAGGGGUUGAUUGCAUCCUAUAACAAAUAUAAGCGUGCCAAUAGAGCUUGCAAAGAGCGAGGCUAAACUUAAAAAUGAAAAGUUCAUAGCCAAAGAGAGUAAGACCAUCCCCAAAAAGUUUAACUACGUUAAUGCGGUGAUGGUCCUUUGGAAAGUGAGAUGGAUAACGUAAUCCAGGAGGAUCAGGACAAAGUUCUUUUUCUUCAGUAUAUAGCGAAGAUGAAUAUAUGGCUGUAAAUUUUCGAGUCCCUGUUACAAAAGCCUUACAUCAAACAGGUGAUUGGUUAACACAGGAUAAAGUGUUUCAGAAAUUAAAAAAGUGAAUGUAAACAAAGCCUCGGGUAUUCACCCAAGUGUGCUUAGGGAGCUUAGUGUAGAAAUAUCUAUACCACUAUUUUUAAUUUUUCAGGUUCUUUUUCUUUCAGGAAUUGUGCCAAAGAAGAAAAUCAGAUGUGGUGUCUAUAUUUAAAAAGGGUUCAAAGCUCAACCCAGAAACUACAGGCUCACAAGAUUAACAUAUGUGAUUGGGAAAUUACUUGAAGGGCUGUUAAGUAAAAAUUUCAAGAAUUCAUAUUCAUAUUUGAACAAAAAUAUAAUUUGCAGGAAACCGUAGGAUCUCAUGAAAGACAGGCCAUGUCUAACGUAAUUGCAUUCUUUGAUGCAGUUAGUAGAAAUGUACAGUCAUGGGGAAAAGGAAAGUACAACCUCUUUGAAUUAUAUAGUUUCAUAUAUCUUGACAUAACUAUCUGUUCCUUAGCAGGUCUUAUAAUUUGGUAAAUACAACCUCCGAUGAACAACAGCACAUGACAUAUUACACAGUGUCAUUCUAUAGCUAACAAAAAUAAAACCAAAAGGGAGAAGGCGUGUGUGAAAAACGAAUUACACUUUAUGAUUCCAGAGCAUGUAGAACCACCUUUAGCAGCAAUAAGUUGAAGCUAUUGUUUUCUGUAUGACUUUCUCAGUCUCUCACAUUGUUUUGGAAAAAUUUUGAUCCACUCUUCUUACAACGUUGCUUUAGUUCAUUGAGGUUUGCUGGCGUUUGUUUAUGCGCAUCUCUUUUAAGGUCCUGCCACAGUACUUCAUUCUGGUUGAGGUCGGGACUUUGACUGGGCCAUUGCAACACCUUGAUUUUUGUCUUUUACAGCCAUUCUGUUGUAGAUUUGCUGGUGUGCUUGGGAUCAUUGUCAUGUUACAUGAUCCACUUUCAGCUGUCCGUCAAAUGUCCUCACAUUUGACUCUAGAAUACUUUGGUAUAUAGAGGAGAUCAUGUGGUCCUGUGGCUGCAAAACAAGCCCAACUCAUCACCCCUCCACCACUGUGCUUGACAGUUGGUUUGAGGUAUUUGAACUGAUAUGCUGUGCUUGGUUUUUGCCAAACAUGUUACUGUGUAUUAUGGCAAAACAUCUCCACUUUGGUCUCGUCUGUACAAAGGUCUUUGUUCCAGAAGUCUCUUGGUUUGUUAAGAUGCAACUUUGCAAACCCAAACCUUGCUGCCAUGUUCUUUUAGCAUUAAGAGGCUUUGCAGAUGCCCUGCCCUGUGACCACCUACUCUUUUCUAUAAGUCUGGAUAUUAUCCCUCCUGUUUUAUAAUCCACUUACCCAAAUAAAGGAUUGAGAAAAUAAACAGUUCUAAUAUUUACUGAAUUGAUUUAUACAUUUACCGCUGGUUUCACAAAAUGAGCAUCUCGCUUUCUGUUUUGUUUAGAGGCAGAUAAGAUUAUUUAUAAAGGGCACUUUAGUAAAAAGAACCAAUCUUCACUCACAAACAUAUCGUGGGUUUCCAUGGUGAUUGCUUCACUGUCUCUCUACUGCUUUAUAACUAACAUUGUUACCAGUGAGAUUCAUUUUGGUUAUCCAAACGGUGUGUGUAUUUCAGACAUAGAAAAUAUACAAAAUUCAUUCUGGUUUAUUCUAGCAGGAGGCAUUUUUGCUAAAUAAAUUCACCUACUUUAAAAAAAAAAAAAUAAAAAAAAAAUAUAUAUAUAUAUAUCCCCCUGCGCUCGACUCUCCCGCCCUCCCGGAGCUAGGAUUACCUCCCCCGUCUAUUCCCCCCCGCGCGCCUCCCCUACUUCCUUCUUUUCGUCAUCUCUCUCACUCACUUUCACUUAAGCCCUCCUCCUUACAGAGGGCCCAUUAUAUACAAAUACGUUAUAUACAAAUAGAACGCACAGAGAAGCUCGCAAAUGGCAUUCAAGGUCACAAGAUAUGAUAGCAGGUGGUGGGGAGAGGAGGAAUGACAGGAAGGAAGUUAACAACAGAAGGGAGGGGAAGGUGUAAGAAAAAGAACGAUCACCACAACUACACUAGAGCACACCACCCAAGGUGCCCUUCACCAACCCCACCAUCUGCGACCAGGACAACAUUCAACUUGUGUACCAACGACACGACUAUGAAGUUGACCGGGUUACUAAACCCUCCUAAGUGACAAGUUUAUUGGGCUGACUCAACUACUGCCUUGACUCGCAUAUUCUCUAGCCUUGUAUCACUGUUAUGUUAUAUCUUGAACAUAUAGGCUUGACUACAAGCCCAGUUGCAAACCUUUGUUGUCAAACAAUGUUAUUCAAAUGUUAAGUAUUACAAAAACUGUGCCACUGUAUCACGCCACGUCCAUACCCUUCACUGUUAUCAUGGUUUACCUAUGCUGUCGUGGCAUCAUGACCCUUUGUAUUAUCUGGUGCACAGAAAAAAUAAAGAAUAAAAAAUAAAUAUAUAUAUAUAUAAUUAUUUUGUUAAAUCAUCCAUCAUAACAACAUCAUUCUAUAGUGGUUAUAGUGCCAGGAGUGCCAUUGCACCCCCCAGUGUAAGUGGUCACACAUUUUUUCAGAGUAGCUUGACUUCUUAUCUAAUUCCUGCUGGGUACCGCACCACGCCUUCCCUACUAGGACCUUCCUUUGGCUUUCCUGAAAUUGCUGCUUAGCUCAGACCUGAAAACUUUUGGCCAGAGAGAAGGGAGGAAUCUGAAACAUGGAAUGUGACGGCAGAUAAGAACCAUUCAGCCCAUCUUGUCUGCCCAAUUUUCUUAAUACUUUCAUUAGUCCCUGGCCUUAUCUUAUAGUUAGGAUAGCCUUAUGCCUAUCCCACGUGUGCUUAAACUCCUUUACUGUGUUAACCUCUACCACUUCAGCUGGAAGGCUAGUCCUUGCAUCCACUACCCUCUCAGUAAAGUAAUACUUCCUGAUAUUAAUCAUAAGUAGAGGGGCAAAGGUUUAAAAAUAUGUCCUCUUGUUGUGGUAUUUUUUUCUUCUUUUAAAUAUAGUCUCCUCCUUUACUUUGUUGAUUCCCUUUAUGUAUUUAAAUGUUUCUAUCAUAUCCCCCUGUCUCGUCUUUCCUCCAAGCUAUACAUGUUAACUGACCACUAUAGGCACCCAGACCACUUCAGCUCAAUGAAGUGGUCUGGGUGCCAGGUCCAUCUAGGAUUAACCCUGCCUGCUGUAAACAUAGCAGUUUCAGAGAAACUGCUAUGUUUACACUAGGGUUAAUCCAGCCUCUAGUGGCUGUCUCAUUGACAGCUGCUAGAGGCGCUUCCGCACUUCUCACUGUGAAAAUUGCAGUGAGAAGACGCUGACGUUGAGAAAUGCUUUCCUAUGGACUGAUUGCGCGCUCGGCUCUUGCUGUGCAUGCACAUUCAAAGCUGACGGAAGAGGGAGGAGAGUUCCCUAGCGCCGAGGGAGCCCGGCGCUGGACAAAGGCAAGAGUUUAACCCCUUCAGCCCCCUUCAGCCUGAUGGGAGGGGAGUCAUGAGGGUGGGGGGGAGUGGGGGAGUGGGUCCUAAAGACCCUAUAAUGCCAGGAAAACAAGUUUGUUUUCCUGGCAGUAUAGUGGUCCUUUAAGUUCCUUUAACCUUUCCUGGUACGUUUUAUCCUGCAAUCCAUGAACCAGUUUAGUAGCCUUUCUCUAUAUUUUCUUUAAAGUAUCAAUAUCCUUCUGGAGAUACGGUCUCUGCGUACAAUACUCCAAGUGAGGUCUCACCAGUGUUCUGUACAAUGGCAUGAGCACUUCCCUCUUUCUACUGCUAAUACCUCUCCCUAUACAACCAAGCAUUCUGCUAGCAUUUCCAGCUGCUCUAUUACAUUGUCUGCCUACCUUUAAGUCAUCAGUAAUAAUCACCCCUAAAUCCCUUUCCUCAGAUGUUGAGGUUAGGACUCUAUCAAAUAAUCUAUACUCUGCCUUUGGGUUUUUAUGCCUAAAAUGCAUUAUCUUGCGCUUAUCCACAUUAAAUGUCAGCUGCCAUAGCUCUGGCUAUUUAUCUAGUUUACCUUAAUCGUUUGCUAUUUGGCUUAUCCCUCCUGAAAAAUCAACCCUGUUACAACCUGUGACAUGGUCUUGAUUAGAGCAUAGGUCUCUGUUUGUGAAGCCAUGGGACAUUUCUAGGCUUGUAGCUACCUUCAUGCAACCCAUAAGUUGGCUGUGAGGUGACUGGUAUCUGACCUCCCAGCAGUUUUUUGUAACGUGGAUGAGCAACAUUCUUACCUAAGAGUUCUGAGAAGGAGGGCUCUUUGUUCUCACAGAGCUGUCCCUGAGAACCUGGGAUGGGGCUAAUUCACCAGGUUUAAAGUUAAUAGCAUGCAGUGAAUGAUUAAUGCAGUGGAUGCACAGUUAAUGCAGCAGUUACAGGAUUAGUGCUGCAGAGUAUGUGUCUGGAAGUAUGGAUUUGUGUUUGUGCUAGCAUCUAGAAAUAUGGUUCUGUAUGUGGGCCUCUGAGAGCAUGAAUCAACAGCCCACAUGAGAGAACACGAUUUGGCAAGUGGCUUCUGAGUAUGUUGAGUUUGAGACUCUUAAAGUAGCAAGCGGACACUGUGCCUAGGGGGAAGUGUGUGUGUGCAAUCCAUAGAGCAUUCCGGAUCUUUUUAAAGAUUUAACUGGGGGCCAAAUGGUUAUAAAGUGGAUCUGUAAUUUGCAAAAUGUGUCUCUUUGUAUAACCUGCUCUGUACAAAAUAUAAUAUUGCUUAGAAAAAAAUAAAAUAAUCUCAACAUGCUGAACGUUUUAAAGAAAACUAUAGACUUUAAAAACUUUGGAAAUUAAUAUUUUUAUUCCAUUAAACCAAAUAAAUGUACCAGAUUAAUGUCUCCAUUGCAACAACUUGCCACUGCCUCCAAAUCUUUGUUUGUGCCGCCCCAAGCCACACCUCCGUGCAUGUGACCUACACAGUAUCCUUACACACUUCCUGUACUGAAAGAUCUAAUAUUUAAACUUCCUAUAUUGCAUAGUCUGUUUUAGUAUUUUUUAUCUCAUGCUCUGUUAUUAGCCUUUUAGACCCUACAGGAGCCUCCUGUAUGUAAUUACAUUUCAAUUUACAGAGCAGGAGAUACUUUUUUAAAAUAGGUAUAUACACUGUUCACACAUGAUUAAACGAAGUUAACAUCUGGUAGAAAAAAACAUUUUAUUUAUUUUUUUAAAUGCAGGCUGCGUGAGUCACAGCCAGGUGAUAUGUGGCUAGGGCUGCAUAAACAGAAACAAAAAUUAUUUAACUCCUAAAUGGCAGCGAAUUGAGCAGCGAGACUGCAGGGAGUGAUCUAUACACUGAAAGAACUUCAUCAAGCUUCUUGGUAUUAAGAUAUAUCCUUUUUUUGUUUUUCAGCUUCUUUAUGGACAUCACACAUAGGUCCAGGGUCGUGGAUGAUCCCCCAGGGAAUGUGACGGAACGUUGUUACAAGGCACACUCACACAGUACAGUGUUGGAGGGACUGCCAUUUGGAGGAGUACCCACUGUUCUCGCCAUCAAUUUCCUGGCUUGGCUGGUAAGCAAUAUUUCCCUUGAGCCUUCAUAUUUAUUUGUAAAGUUCCAUUACGUUCCAGUAACCUCUGACUGUACAAUGAAUAAGGCUGGUACAACAUUCAGUACAUCGGAAACAGAAUGUGUAUUGCUAUUAGAGAAUUCAAAACGUCUGUUUAUUACCUUGGAAACAAAGUUAUUACAUUAUUUAAAAUCUCUUUUGAAAACGGGAAACAAUGAAUAAGGCGAUUAAAUUUUUUAAAACCUCUAGGACUGCACACUGCCUUGGGGUACGUAAUGUAAAAGGCUAGGAUCCAGAACCUUGAGCAAUGCUUAAAUUAAGAAAAUAAUAAACAUAUUUAUUGGUUGGUUUGUGAAAUAGCCAAUGUGGGGGUUUUUUUUGUUUUUUUUUUGUGGUGUUUUAUCUUCAACCCUCCAACGCCUCUCUAACUCUGUCUCUAGAUCUAUCUGUCUGUCUGUCAGUCUCUGUGUGUGUGUGUCUGUCUGUCUGUGUAUGUCUGUCUAUCUGUCUUGGCUGUCUAUCUAUAUCUAUGUGUCUGUCUGUCUGUCUCUAUGUGUGUCUAUCUAUCUUGUCUGUCUAUCUAUCUAUGUAUGUGUCUGUCUUUCUAUCUAUGUAUGUGUCUGUCUGUCUAUGUAUGUGUAUGCCUGUCUGUCUGUCUAUGUGUAUGUGUGUCUGUCUGUGUGUCUGUCUGUCUGUGUGUCUGUCUAUCAAUGUGUAUGCCUGUCUGUCUAUCUAUCAAUGUGUAUGUCUGUCUAUCAAUGUGUCUGUCUAUCAAUAUGUAUGUCUGUCUGUGUGUCUGUGUCUGUCUAUCAAUGUGUAUGUCUGUCUAUGUGUCUGUCUAUCUAUCUAUGUGUCUGUCUGUCUAUGUGUAUGUCUUUCUGUCUAUCUAUGUGUAUGUCUUUCUGUCUAUCUAUGUGUAUGUCUGUCUGUCUAUCUAUGUGUAUGUCUGUCUGUCUAUCUAUGUGUAUGUCUGUCUGUCUAUCUAUGUGUAUGUCUGUCUGUCUAUCUAUGUGCAUGCCUGUCUGUCUGUCUAUGUGCAUGCCUGUCUGUCUGUCUAUGUGUAUGUCUAUCUAUGUGCAUGCCUGUCUGUCUGUCUAUGUGCAUGCCUGUCUGUCUGUCUAUGUGUAUGCCUCUCUGUCUGUCUAUGUGUAUGUCUGUCUGUGUGUCUGUCUAUCUAUGUGCAUGCCUGUCUGUCUGUCUAUGUGCAUGCCUGUCUGUCUGUCUAUGUGUAUGCCUGUCUGUCUAUGUGCAUGCCUGUCUGUCUGUCUAUGUGUAUGUCUGUCUGUGUGUCUGUCUAUCUGUGUGUCUGUCUAUCAAUGUGUAUGCCUGUCUGUGUGUCUGUCUAUCUAUCAAUGUGUAUGCCUGUCUGUGUGUCUGUCUGUCUAUCAAUGUGUAUGCCUGUCUGUGUGUCUGUCUAUCUAUCAAUGUGUAUGUCUGUCUGUGUGUCUGUCUGUCUAUCAAUGUGUCUGUCUAUCGAUCUGUCUGUAUGUGUGUCUGUCUAUCAAUGUGUCUGUCUGUGUGUAUGUGUCUGUCUAUCAAUGUGUAUGCCUGUCUGUCUAUCUAUUGUAUGUCUGUCUAUCUAUGUGUGUGUAUGUCUAUCUAUCUAUCUAUCUAUCUAUCUAUCUAUCUGUCUAUGUGUAUAUCUAUCUAUCCAUAUGUAUAUCUAUCCAUCUAUGUGUAUAUCUAACUCUCUGUCUGUGUGUGUGUAUGUCUGUCUAUCUAUCUAUCUAUGUGUCUGUCUGUCUAUCUAUCCACUCAUCCCUAGAUCCCUAUAUUAGUCUCCCUGUUAUCACCCACUCCUGCAGUCCCCCUUUUCUGGACAUGUAGACAUCCCAUGGCACCCGUUGUUCAGUGUGCUUAAGCGCUUUGUUGCAAGGAGGCCGCCAUGUGUUCAGCAGCCUUAAUCUUCUCAACCUGUUCCAACCAAUGUUGUUUAGUGGGAAUCUUCUGUUUUUUUACCAUAGGGCAGGAACUAGUGAGUUUGCAGCGUUUAGCAAGUUUAACCUUUUGAGGGAAUAAUGCGUCCGGGGGCCUCCUGGCACUAUAGCAAUUUCAUUUAGAUGUUACUUUAACUAUGUAUAGCACUACUGAGUUUAUCCUGUAAUUGAUCAGUUAUGGAAAGAACACACGUGUAUAGGAUCAUGCUUUAAUUGUUGACUGUAGACUCAUGUAUAACAGUAUUUUUGGAGGAAAACAAAUGAAAUCACUGCACUUUGGAAGUGAGUGGUAGAAAUGGUGUCUUAUGGAGAGAAAUUAUUAAAAGAAAAGAUUGUAGAUCACUGUAGCAAUGCUAUUUAAGAUACCCCUAGAGCCCUACCACCAAAAUGACUUGCAAGCUACAUAUUGCCCCUUAUGAGUGCCUGGAGUGCUCCUCUCAGAUUUACAAUAAAUGUCAGAAUUGUGUGCCACAUACAGAGCUACCAGGUUGCCAUCUUUUUGUGCGAUACACUGGAUGUCCAUACUUUGUACAGAAAGACUUGAAAACGGUACCAUGCAGUUCAUAUGCAUGCAGUGUGAAAUGGGUUACUUGACUUUUUUUAUUUUUUUAAUGUGUGUUUUUUUCUUUCUUAAAUGCAGCACUAAAUGUUGCCCCUACUCCCCACAACAGAUUCUUCAGGGGCUAUAGUGGGGCACAAGGAUGUUAUCCUACUGUUAUUACCCCAAAAAUAUUCUCCCAUUUCUCCCACCCCCACUACAGGGCCUGUUCCCCCACUACUGCCCCUGUCAUCCCACUUCAGCCUGUCACCCAACUAUACCCUCUACCAACACCACAACAGUCCCUAUCCAACCACUACAGCCCCUAUUUUCUCAAAACAGCCCCUGUCACAACACUAGAGCCAGUCACCCAACUUUAUCCACCCCCAAUAGUCUCUAUAGCCCCUAUUCCACCACAAAAGCCAAAAUAACCCUUCUAUAACCCCUGUCAUCACACUAUAGCCCCUUUCCUCCAACUAUACUCACGGGCCACCCCACACUAGUCCCUUUCCUCCCACUAUAGCCCUACCCCGCUAAAGUCCCUAUUCCUCUACUACUGCCCAAAAAGCAACACUACAAGCAGGCACCCCUAGGCACACCACCCCAAUAAGCAGCAAUCCCAGAAACAUACAACACAACAAGCAGGCACCCCUGGGCACACCACUCCAAUAAGCAGCAUUCCCAGAAACAUACAACACAACAAGCAGGCACCCCUAGGUACACCACUCCAAUAAGCAGCAUUCCCAGAAACAUACAGCACUACAAGCAGGCGCCCCUAGGCACACCACUCCAAUAAGCAGCAUUCCCAGAAAUAUACAGCACUACAAGCAGGCACCCCUAGGUCCACCACUCCAAUAAGCAGCAUUCCCAGAAAUAUACAGCACUACAAGCAGGCACCCCUAGGCACACCACUCCAAUAAGCAGCAUUCCCAGAAACAUACAGCACUACAAGCAGGCACCCCUAGGCACACCACUCCAAUAAGCAGCAAUCCCAGAAACAUACAGCACAACAAGCAGGCACCCCUAGGCACACCACUCCAAUAAGCAGCAUUCCCAGAAAUAUACAGCACUACAAGCAGGAACCCCUAGGCACACCACUCCAAUAAGCAGCAUUCCCAGAAAUAUACAGCACUACAAGCAGGCACCCCUAGGCACACCACUCCAAUACGCAGCAAUCCCAGAAACAUACAGCACUACAAGCAGGCACCCCUAGGCACACCACUCCAAUAAGCAGCAAUCCCAGAAACAUACAGCACUACAAGCAGGCACCCCAAGGCACACCACUCCAAUAAGCAGUAAUCCCAGAAACAUACAGCACUACAAGCAGGCACCCCUAGGCACACCACUCCAAUAAGCAGCAAUCCCAGAAACAUACAGCACUACAAGCAGGCACCCCUAGGCACACCACUCCAAUAAGCAGUAAUCCCAGAAACAUACAGCACUACAAGCAGGCACCCCUAGGCACACCACUCCAAUAAGCAGCAAUCCCAGAAACAUACAGCACUACAAGCAGGCACCCCUAGGCACACCACUCCAAUACGCAGCAAUCCCAGAAACAUACAGCACUACAAGCAGGCACCCCUAGGCACACCACUCCAAUAAGCAGCAAUCCCAGAAACAUACAGCACAACAAGCAGGCACCGCUAGGCACACCACUCCAAUAAGCAGCAUUCCCAGAAAUAUACAGCACUACAAGCAGGAACCCCUAGGCACACCACUCCAAUAAGCAACAUUCCCAGAAAUAUACAGCACUACAAGCAGGCACCCCUAGGCACACCACUCCAAUACGCAGCAAUCCCAGAAACAUACAGCACUACAAGCAGGCACCCCUAGGCACACCACUCCAAUAAGCAGCAAUCCCAGAAACAUACAGCACUACAAGCAGGCACCCCAAGGCACACCACUCCAAUAAGCAGUAAUCCCAGAAACAUACAGCACUACAAGCAGGCACCCCUAGGCACACCACUCCAAUAAGCAGCAAUCCCAGAAACAUACAGCACUACAAGCAGGCACCCCUAGGCACACCACUCCAAUACGCAGCAAUCCCAGAAACAUACAGCACUACAAGCAGGCACCCCUAGGCACACCACUCCAAUAAGCAGCAUUCCCAGAAACAUACGGCACUACAAGCAGGCACCCCUAGGCACACCACUCCAAUAAGCAGCAAUCCCAGAAACAUACAGCACUACAAGCAGGCACCCCUGGGCACACCACUCCAAUAAGCAGCAAUCCCAGAAACAUACACUACAAGCAGCCUCCACACACACACAUACACGCUCUCCCAGCCCUGUCCUAUGUAUCAUCCUACCAUCCACCUAGUCCUAUGAAUGCAUCCGAUCUAGGUGUGUGUGUGUGUGUGUAUUUUCUCGUGUUUUGUGAUAUACAAAAAGGCUGAACUGAAAAAAUGUCUAAGCCAACUACAGUCUUUUUCAACUACAUUUGGAUUACAUUUUAAAUGAACUUUGAAUUGUCAACAUUUCUCACUUUAGUGGACGUCCCUGUUAUUUUCUCUUUAUAUUUAAACUGUAUACAAACUAAAGUAAAUACAUUUUUAUUUAGUUAAGCAUGUUCCUGUUGAAACCAGGGUUGCAAAAGUCAUGGGUUUUUUUUGGUUGUGUUUUUGGUUUUAUUUUGUGACAUGCACAUUGCUCAUGCAUUUAGUCAGUCCAUGGAGUACUACCCUGCAAUGUGUAGAAUUCAUAUAUUGGAGGAAGGAAUAAGUCUCUCUAUCAAGAUGGUAUACCAAGGAAAAAUGCAAAUACUGCCCUGUAGUGUGUAACAUCCAUCCAUCCACUGCAUGAGAUAAAGAAAUGAAUGAAGGCAAUGUGCUGCCCGUCAGCAUGAACAAACGAUCAAUAAUCGAAACCGAUCUCUCCUGUAUUAAAUGAAUCAAUCAACCAGGAAUUCUAUUACAGAAUUCUAUUUUUAUACACUAUUAGGUUAUUAAAAAAAAAUGUAGACAAAUUGAUAUAACCUCAUUCUCUCCAAUGACGAUUCUUGACAACAUUCCAGACUCUUGCUGCAGGGAAUACCAAACAAGUGAUCUUUUUUAUCUCCGUGACUGAUAAAUCUUAAGUGUUUUAAGGAAGUAUUGAAUGGAUUACAGAGAGCUGGGUCGUGUCUGUCUUAAUGUUGAAAGCUGUUGCCAUAUCUUUUGUUCGUUUCACACAAUAUGAGUUCUGGUGACGUUUGUGAAUCUGUUCUUUAGAAUUGUUUUCUGAAUUAUUCAGCAAUAAAGUACUAUUUGUUUAAAAAAGAAAGAUAAUCAGAGCAGUUCUCUUCGUAUUGUGUACUGAAAUGUCCUCAAAGCUAUCUGAUCAGUGAAAUGGCCAACACACAUACUUUUCCACCACAAGAUGGAGCUGUUGAAUCAUUACAAUGAACAAUAUGUCAAAAAUAAAUGUUGAUAAGCGUUUUUUUUUGUUUUAGAUUAAAGGCCUGCCUAUUUUAAAUAUAUUUAAAAUGAAAUAAUGUCAUUCUACAACUUUUAAUCCAGUGCCGGUGGGGGGUGGGGGCGACUCCUCUCAGCAGCCACUCUUUUGAUCGUAACUGAUUAUCUUUGCCCGAUCUGAUGCUUCUGUAUGAGAUCUGCAUUAUCAUGCGGCGCGUGCUGAUACCGAGGGUGAAGGCCUUUGAUUUUCUAAGGUCUUCAGGAUUAACGUAAACAUUGUUGUUUCUAAGAAAUGCCAUUGUUUAAGUUGACCAAGAAAAGAGGCACCAUCUGUGCACCACAACUCCUACAAAUAUAAUGGUUUUGGUGCAUUUUUGUCUGUUAAACCAAGCAAUUUCUUAUCUAAGUUUGUCACUGAAACCUCUAGAACCUUUGUAAGGAACAUAGAACCACCCUUAUUGAGCUCAGUGAGAGGACGCAGAACCCUCAUACCCCAGGAUUACUUGGUGUAAGGACACAUAAUCCAUAUGGCUGCUUAGUAGAAGGACAUAUAAUCCAUAGGAUGUGUCAUCACUGGCUCACUAUGUCUGUCUUUUUCACUCCAGCUGCUGCUCCUGGUCUUUUCAUGUUUGAGGAAGUCUGCAUGGGAUUACGGCCGUCUAGCUUUGCUUAUCGACAAUGACAGGUUAGACCAGUCUCUAUCUUCCCCUCUGUAUUGCCCAGUUUAUGUCUUCGUUGUGUGACCCAUCUUUUUACUCAGUGUAACGCACAGAGACCGUAUGAGGUGGUGGUCUAGACUCCAUUAACACAACACUAGACUUAUCCACAUACACAACCCCACAAGCAGCCUCUCACAUGCAAUAGCCCAAGCAGCCCCACACAUACACACACCAACAAACACACAAUGUGACAUAUCAUUCACAUACAAAAUUCCACAAGCAGCCUCCAUACACAGCCCACAUCCAUAGGUAUCACACACAAUACACAAACUACUCAUGAACAUAUAUAAAAUACUACAGCCCACAUCACAUCCGCACAAAUACAACGCUUCAAAGCAACUGCCGCACCGAUAAAUAACAAACAGAAUGCGGCAACAUACACCCUUAAAAAAAAUAGGAUCAGCACGCCAAGAGACUUCAAAUUCUUGUUUUGGCACAGUACUACUAAAAGGUUGCCUGCCCCUGCUCUAAGGCAUAGUGUAGCAUGCUGAUGAAUUGCUAGCGCCGUGCAAUGUGUGGAUGUGUUACAUACAGUGUAAUGUGUGGAUGUGUUGUUACAUACAGUGUAAUGUGUGGGUGUGUUGUUACAUACAGUGUAAUGUGUGGAUGUGUUACAUACAGUGUAAUGUGUGGGUGUGUUGUUACAUACAGUGUAAUGUGUGGAUGAGUUGUUACAUACAGUGUGAUGUGUUACAUACAGUGUAAUGUGUGGAUGAGUUGUUACAUACAGUGCAAUGUGUGGAUGUGUUGUUACAUACAGUGCAAUGUGUGGAUGUGUUGUUACAUACAGUGUAAUGUGUGGAUGAGUUGUUACAUACAGUGCAAUGUGUGGAUGUGUUGUUACAUACAGUGUAAUGUGUGGAUGAGUUGUUACAUACAGUGUAAUGUGUGGGUGAGUUGUUACAUACAGUGUAAUGUGUGGGUGAGUUGUUACAUACAGGGAGUGCAGAAUUAUUAGGCAAAUGAGUAUUUUGACCACAUCAUCCUCUUUAUGCAUGUUGUCUUACUCCAAGCUGUAUAGGCUCGAAAGCCUACUACCAAUUAAACAUAUUAGGUGAUGUGCAUCUCUGUAAUGAGAAGGGGUGUGGUCUAAUGACAUCAACACCCUAUAUCAGGUGUGCAUAAUUAUUAGGCAACUUCCUUUCCUUUGGCAAAAUGGGUCAAAAGAAGGAUUUGACAGGCUCAGAAAAGUCAAAAAUAGUGAGAUAUCUUGCAGAGGGAUGCAGCACUCUUAAAUUGCAAAGCUUCUGAAGCGUGAUCAUCGAACAAUCAAGCGUUUCAUUCAAAAUAGUCAACAGGGUCGCAAGAAGCGUGUGGAAAAACCAAGGCGCAAAAUAACUGCCGAUGAACUGAGAAAAGUCAAGCGUGCAGCUGCCACGAUGCCACUUGCCACCAGUUUGGCCAUAUUUCAGAGCUGCAACAUCACUGGAGUGCCCAAAAGCACAGGUGUGCAAUACUCAGAGACAUGGCCAAGGUAAGAAAGGCUGAAAGACGACCACCACUGAACAAGACACACAAGCUGAAACGUCAAGACUGGGCCAAGAAAUAUCUCAAGACUGAUUUUUCUAAGGUUUUAUGGACUGAUGAAAUGAGAGUGAGUCUUGAUGGGCCAGAUGGAUGGGCCCGUGGCUGGACUGGUAAAGGGCAGAGAGCUCCAGUCCGACUCAGACGCCAGCAAGGUGGAGGUGGAGUACUGGUUUGGGCUGGUAUCAUCAAAGAUGAGCUUGUGGGGCCUUUUUGGGUUGAGGAUGGAAUCAAGCUCAACUCCCAGUCCUACUGCCAGUUCCUGGAAGACACCUUCUUCAAGCAGUGGUACAGGAAGAAGUCUGCAUCCUUCAAGAAAAACAUGAUUUUCAUGCAGGACAAUGCUCCAUCACACGCGUCCAAGUACUCCACAGCGUGGCUGGCAGGAAAAGGGUAUAAAAGAAGAAAAUCUAAUGACAUGGCCUCCUUGUUCACCUGAUCUGAACCCCAUUGAGAACCUGUGGUCCAUCAUCAAAUGUGAGAUUUACAAGGAGGGAAAACAGUACACCUCUCUGAACAGUGUCUGGGAGGCUGUGGUUGCUGCUGCACGCAAUGCUGAUGGUGAACAGAUCAAAACACUGACAGAAUCCAUGGAUGGCAGGCUUUUGAGUGUCCUUGCAAAGAAAGGUGGCUAUAUUGGUCACUGAUUUGUUUUUGUUUUGUUUUUGAAUGUCAGAAAUGUAUAUUAAACUAAAUAACUUAAAUUAAACUAAAAACAAACUAAAAAAUACUUCCAAAAAUAUUCAGCUUUGAUAUUAAUGAGUUUUUUGGGUUCAUUGAGAACAUGGUUGUUGUUGUUCAAUAAUAAAAUUAAUCCUCAAAAAUACAACUUGCCUAAUAAUUCUGCACUCCCUGUACAGUGUAAUGUGUGGAUGUGUUGUUACAUACAGUGUAAUGUGUGGAUGUGUUGUUACAUACAGUGUAAUGUGUGGAUGUGUUGUUACAUACAGUGUAAUGUGUGGGUGAGUUGUUACAUACAGUGUAAUGUGUGGAUUAGUUGUUACAUACAGUGUAGCGUGUUGAUGAGUUGUUACAUACAGUGUAGCAUGUUGAUGAGUUGUUACAUAUAGUGUAACGAGCGGAUUCAUUUUUUAAUACAAUGUAACGAGCUGAUGAUUGUGUUCUUGGAUGCAGUGAAAUGUGCUGACCGUGAUCCUAGACACAGUGUAAUAAUACACUGCUUCUGAUAAUCCCAAUCACAAUGGAAUGUGCUGCAAUGCUUUCCAUACAGCAUGGGAUGUGCUGCAAUGCUUUCCAUACACCAUGGGAUGUGCUGCAAUGCUUUCCAUACACCAUGGGAUGUGCUGCAAUGCUUUCCAUACACCAUGGGAUGUGCUGCAAUGCUUUCCAUACACCAUGGGAUGUGCUGCAAUGCUUUCCAUACACCAUGGGAUGUGCUGCAAUGCUUUCCAUACACCAUGGGAUGUGCUGCAAUGCUUUCCAUACACCGUGGGAUGUGCUGCAAUGCUUUCCAUACAUCGUGGGAUGUGCUGCAAUGCUUUCCAUACACCAUGGGAUGUGCUGCAAUGCUUUCCAUACUCCAUGGGAUGUGCUGCAAUGCUUUCCAUACACCGUAGGAUGUGUUGCAAUGCUUUCCAUACACCAUGGGAUGUGCUGCAAUGCUUUCCAUACACCAUGGGAUGUGCUGCAAUGCUUUCCAUACUCCAUGGGAUGUGCUGCAAUGCUUUCCAUAGUCCAUGGGAUGUGCUGCAAUGCUUUCCAUACACCAUGGGAUGUGCUGCUUUACAAAAUGUGUUGAUACAAAGUUUAUGUACACAGUGCAAUGUGCUGCUCUAUCCUUAACUCGUAAUAAAUAAAUAUUUAUAUAUAUAUAAAGCAUGACGCCCGCCCUUAACUUGUCCAUUCUCUCCCCAGCCCUGCUCAGCGCCGCAGAUUCACAUCAUACGAGUAAUGUCUUUGUUUGGAGAGGGGGAGGGGAAUGGGUUGGACUGUGGUGAAGGGACAAUAUGUUUAAGUCUUAUGGUGGAUGAACUGGUGGAGGCAUGAACAUUAGGUUUACUAAAGUAAUUGAGGUUUUGGUGUAGAAAUUAAAAGGUAUAAGGGACCAAGUGGCAGUAAUUACGUCCUAUCCAUCUUUCUGUGCUAUACCCAUUACUAGUGUCUUCCUCCGUAUUAAUCCUGUCUGUUCUCCUCACACAGUCUUACCUCCCUGUUUUAUGGUGAGCCAAGUGACAAGGAAAAGUCCCCUUGUGAAGUGAGCCCUUCAGAACUGAGAAGUAAAGAUGGGGUGAGUAAACAGAAACAUGGUAGGCUGUGUUUAGUAGUGCCUGUCCUGGGGCUAGAACUGUUUGUAUGUUGACGAGUAAACAAUGGAGAGGGUUUUUUUUGCUUUUGUUUUGUUUUUUGUUGGGUCUAGGGUUAUUGGUAAGCUGUGUAAAGAAACCGUGUAAGGUUGGGUAGUCAUUUUACAUCAGAGAGAAGAUCCAUGAGUGAGUUGUGUUGGUUGUUCUUGGUAUACAGGAGAGGGAUCUUUGUUAGUUGGGUAUUCUUGGUAUACAGGAGAGGGAUCUUUGUUGGUUGGGUAUUCUUGGUAUACAGGAGAGGGAUCUUUGUUGGUUGGGUAAUCUUGGUAUACAGGAGAGGGAUCUUUGUUGGUUGGGUAUUUUUGAUAUACAGAAGCGGAAACUUUGUUGGUUAGGUAUUCUUGGUAUAACCGAGAGGGAACUUUAAACACAAACAAAUACUCAAAGAGUUUAAGGUGUCUAGGUGCUUCAGGACACUUAUAGGGUGUGUAUAGAUAUAGGUGUUCUCAGUCACCUUACAAUAGAACAACAACUCUGGUAAUUAUGACACUACCACAAAUGUAUACAACACUCAGUGUAACACUUAUAGUGAGAAACAUAUAUAUACUUCCCAGUAGUCACUUUCUGUAGUUACAACUUUGCAUCUCCCAUAGAAUCUAUCAGAAAUAAAUGUAACCACACAUAGUGAAAUCUGUAUAACAACAGUAUAAUGGAAAUAAAAUAUAACAUUUCACUCACAAAUAUAGUGGUGUGCCAGGCUCUAUAAAAUCAGUAUAAGGGUGCCAGUGGUUGGCUACGGAGAUAUCUCAGAUGGAGAUCCACAGCAAUUCCAGAAAAAGCAUUUAUUGAUAUAAAGCAAUAAAGUCAGGACAUAUGUAAGCAGUGUCCUAAGGAAAAACGUACACUACCGCAAUAUGCAAUAAGUCCUGAAUAUAAAUAAUAUAUGUCCUGAUUUUAUUGUUUUAUAUCAAUAAAUGCUUUUUCUGGAAUGCUUGGUUGGAUAUUCUUAGUAUAACAGAGAGAGAAUUUUGUUGGUUGGGUAUUCUUGGUAUACAGGAAAGGUAACUCUGUUGGUUGGGUAUUUUAGGUAUACAGAAGCGGGAACUUUGUUGGUUGGGUAUUCUUGGUAUAAUGGAGACGGAAAUGUGUUGGUUGGAUAUUCCUAGUAUAACAGAGAGGGAACUUUGUUGGUUGGGUAUUCUUGGUAUAAUGGAGAGGGAACAUUGUUGGUUGGGUAUUCCUGGUAUACAGAACCGGGAACUGUGUUGGUUGGAUAUGCCUGGUAUACAGAACCAGGAACUUUGUUGGUUGGGUAUUCUUGGUAUAAUGGAGAGGGGACUUUGUUGGUUGGAUAUUCCUGGUAUACAGAACCGGGAACUUUGUUGGUUGGGUAUUCUUGGUAUAACAGAGAGGGAACUUUAUUGGUUGGGUAUUCUUGGUAUACUGGAGAGAACAUUUUGUUGGUGGGGUAUUCGUGGAAGACCGGGAAGGGAACUCUUAGGUUGGUAUUCAUGGUAUACCAGAAAGGGAGAAGUGUUUUUGAGUUGUUUUGAUGUACCAAAGAGGCAGCUUUUUCAGUUAAAAAAUCUUGGUAUACCUGGAAAGGAGGCAAGCCAGUUUGGUGCUCUUGAUAUACAUGAGUGAGCUAUGCCAAGUUGGUUAUCUUGAUAUGGCAAUUGGAAAAUCAGCGUAGCGGUCUUGCUGUGGUGAACUGACUUUCUCUACCAUACAGUAUAGAAAAUAAGGAAUGCUACUUAAUUGGAUGAUGUUAGCACACCAGGAAAUAUAUUUGAGAUUGAGUUGAACUAAGUGGUCUCGGUACUCCUGAGAAUAAACUAGACAAAGAUUUAGUGUUUUAUGUUUUAGGCAGGAUAUCAAAGAAGAAACAUUGGAUGGAUGGUUUCGGUAAACAUAUCUACUACACAACAAAACUAAUAAACAAGCAUUUAAAACCUCUUCCUUUCUUUUUGCUUACAGGGAUUCUGCUCCUGGCUGAGUUCACUCUACCAGAUAAAGUGAGAACCUCCCUUGGGGUCAGGGCUUGGGAGCACAUGGUUUGAAAUAGGUCCAGGUUGAGAUCUACGCAUAGUGAGAUGAGAAGGUCACAUUAAUGUUUUAAUUGUUUUCAACACAAGGGAGCAUUAUUGAGGUAGAAUUGUAAGGUUUGUUAGUCUCUAAUGUGUAAUAUUAUUGUAACGAGUGUGGAAAUUUUGAGAAAUUCUAGAAAAGGGCAUGUUAUUAUUGUUAAAGGGGGAUGUCAGGAGAUCUUUGGGUUGGUUUAGGACAGUCAAGUGAAGGGGAAGUUUUGCUAAUGUGUGAGAUUCGCGUUAGUGGCAAGAUGAAGGACUUUAUUUUUAGGAAUUAAGUAAUUCAGGGGGCUCAUAUUGUUGUAGUUGAUUUACUGCAAACCAAUUAGUUUGAAUGACUAUCUGUUCCUGUCCAAAUUAAAGAUAAUAAAGUUGCGUGCACGCAGAAGUAAAUUCACACUGAGACACAGAGUUCAGGUUAAUGAAAGAACUUCGGAGAAGUUUAAUGGCUUCUGUUUAAAAAGCAGGCUCGCAGGCCCUUUUAAAGGCAUUAUUACAUCAUUGAAGAAAAUCAAGAUAUAGACAAAUAGACAUUGUUAAUUGGCUUAGGUGCUAAGUAGUUAGUAAAAUGCCCUCCCUAUGGGGUGUACCAUCCUAGGUCACUAUCCUCGUCAUGAUUAUCUCCUCCAGGUUUUAGCGCCAUUUUGCUAACAUGAGGAGCUCACUCGACGGGAGGGGCCUUUUGGCAGCUAUCCAUUUAGAGUGUAGCUGGCACUGUUAGUUUCUCAAGGUUAGGUUUCAAGGCUUUUAGUAAAUACACAUUUUAUCAAAGCUAUUUCUUGCUGACAUGCAAAUUCUAUGUUCUAUAGACAAAGCUUUCUUGUAAAACUAUGGGGCCUCUUAGAGGUAUAGCAAGAGGAUUUAAAGGGGCCUUACAGUUUUAUAGAGGCCUAAUAAUUCUACAACAAUAUGAAGGGGUUAAUUAUCUGGGGAGAGGUAAAGUUAGGAUGCAUUAUUUUGGGAUAUGGUUAUGUGGAAGAGUUCUUUAUUGAGGGAGGGCUGUGAUAAGCCAAUGUUAUUGGAGAAAGGUGUGAGGUUAGGAGGUCUUAGUUAAAGGAGCAUUAUUUAGGGGCCUAGAUGAUGAUAGGUGUUGAAACGUGAAGGAGAAGAUUCAGACUGCAACACUCUUUCCAUUCACAGGGAUGAGGAGAUCCAAAGCAAAUGUGGUGCAGAUGCAAUCACAUACCUGUCCUAUCAGCGCCACCUCCUUGUGUUGUUGCUGCUGGCUUGUGUUCUGUCUGUGGCCAUCAUUCUGCCAAUCAACUUUUCUGGAGAUCUGCUGGGUGAGUAUGACUCUUAAGGCUCUGUCAGAAACCUUUGAUAUUUUUUGUAUACAUACAUUAAUGAUUUAAUAUAGUACCUAUGUUCAAUGAAAGUGCAAAGGUCAAGCUAAAAGCUCUUUCCUGACAGAAAUGGUAACUGCCCAUAUAUCCAUCCUGCCCAAACCUGGUCCCACACGACAUUCACAAACAUUUGGCCUAGUAGACUAAACCCAUUGCUUCUAUGUUUGAUUACUUCUAACGUAGUGGGGUUUUGGUAAUAGCUGCCAAGCCUAAGACAAUACUAGGAAGGUGACCUCACAUAUUACAGUUGCAGGAGGUCUAUAAGUUUGACAGGUGGCUAGAUUAUCCCUUGAUUUUAAGAAUUAAAGUCACCAAUUUAUUGCACAGCCUAUACAAUAGAAAACUUCCACUUUUGUGGAAAUACCUUCACAAAUAGUCAUAGGCGCACCUCCUAGUUUGGAAGAAUAGCAGCUGUUAAAAGAAAACUUUAAGCACUAAAACGUAUUGUAAUGCUUAUAGUGCCAGGUGUAUCCCGGUACCACCAGUGUAAGUUGUUAAACAAUUUAAGAAUAAAUUGACAACUUACCUGGGGUCUGCUAUGCUUCCUCUGGACUCCUCUCUGUGUUAUCCUUUUCUUGACAAAUGGAAUAUGUUAGAGACACUAUAGUUACCAAAACAACUUUACUUAAUGAUGCCGUUUUGGUGUAUAGAUCAUACCCUGCAGUCUCACUGCUCAAUUCUCUGCCAUUUAGGAGUAAAAUAACGUUGUUUAUGCAGCUCUUGCAUGUCAUUUACACAGCCUUCCUAAACGCUUCCUGUAAAUAGAGAUCUAAUGUGUGCACUUCCUUUAUUGCAAAUUCUGUUGUAUUCAGAAUUUCUUAUCAUCUUCUCUGUUAAUAACUUGCAAGAGCCUGCAGGAGCCUCCUGUAUGUAAUUAAAGUUCAAUUUACAGAGCAGAAGAUAAAAACGUUUUUUUUUAUGCAGUUGAUUUCAUUUAGGCUGUUUCAGUCACAACCAGGGGAGGUGUGACGAGGGCUGCAUAAACAAAAGUGAUUAAAAUCUAAUUUUUUGCAAUUUAGAUGCUAAGAGGCAUGAUUUAUACACUAAACCUGUUUCAGACUGCAGUCUCCCUUUAAUUACAAAACCAAGUCAGACACAAAUAAAUACCAGUGCCUCAGUUAAUUUUAAUCACUGCCAUGUUGCCCAUAAGACCACAUAUGCAGUCAUCCACAUUACUGCCAUGUUGUCCACAUAUUCAGAUACCCAUAUCUUUUGUUACACUUAUACAUUAUAACCUCAAAGCGCUCCAACCUAAUCACAAGCUGUCACUUUGUCUCUGUGUCUGCAGGUCACAGUCCGGCUCAGUUUGGUCGUGCCACCAUUGUUAACGUUCCCACACAGUGAGUAUGAGUGUAUUUGACCCCGGAUAACCUACGGCUGGAUAACUUGCUCCUGUAACUUGCUCCUGUAACUUGCUUUAUGUAAUCCUCAGGGACCGGUUUUUGUGGGUGCACAGUGUGUUUGCGUUUCUGUACUUUGUGUUCACUGCUCUGAGUAUGCGGCAUCAUUCGGCCUCUUUACACUACAAGGAGGAUGACAAGGUAAGAGUCCAGCAACAAUUGAUCCCUUCUGUGGCAUCCUCAUGCAUUCCACUUAAAAAUAAAUAUUUUGUACCAAUUGGUCACAUACAAAAAGUAAAUCCUGUUUAACAAUGGGCCAACACAACUUAUUAUGCUAUGAGUCAUAGUGUGGCACAGAAAACACUAAGCUAUCAGGGUGCAGUCUGUGGACAUAUGGUUACAUGUUUUGUUUUAUUUUGCAGGUGGCAAGAACGCUGAUGGUCAGUCAUAUUCCCCAGGAGAUCUCGGAUACUUCUCUUCUCAUUAAACAUUUCCAGUGAGUUCUUUCUUUUGUAUUAAUUUAAACUUGUCGUAAAAUAAUUCACAAUGUAAGAUAGGAAGAACAGGGGACAACCCAUACCAGAGGACUGACUAAACAGCAAAUUUAAUGGCUGCACCAAUUCAUCUGAGUGGAUGGAACAAAUUCUCUCCCCGCAGAAGUAGGGUGAUUUUACCUUAAGCAAAACUGCCUCUUGUUUGACAGCUGGAAGUGAUUGUAACUAAACCAAUGUUUGUGUCACAGUGAGGCAUACCCCAGCUGCACGGUGACUGAUGUCCAGUUCUGCUUUGAUGUCAGGAGGCUGAUAAAAUUGGACUCAGAGAGGUGAGCGACACAAAGUUGGCAUAUGUGGGGUUAUUGGUGGGCACAUACUCAAGUGAUUAUAUACCGUUUGCCCCAUCAACUUUAUGCAGGUCUCUCACCUGGUGGACACUCCCCUAGGGGACCAAAUGGGAGACUGUGACAAAAGACAGACAAGUAGACAAAUAGGACACACAGUCACAGUAUAUUCCCAAAAUGCAUCCUGGCUUCCUCCCCUCUGCCCUGGAGAAGUAAUUCAAUUAUCUCCCAGGACAAAGGCAAAACUCCAUUACACACGUGGGGACACAAAGACAGACUAUCACUUUAAAAUACAUAAUGGGACAAAUGGUACAGUAAAUAUAUACAUGUAACAUAUCCCCAGAUAGCUCAGGUCUGAGUGCACAUUAUUAGGUGAAUGGCACUCAGACCACACGAAUACAGUUUAAUUGCCAUGGAGCCAAAGUCUCUAAUUCCACGAACAGGCUCCAUGGCAUGGCUAUCUGGGUUAAAACAUUCCCCCAACACAAAAUACAGAAUUUACAUGUGUUCGUUAAAUCCGUACGAAUUAGAACCAGGGGUUGGAGGUUCAGCGGUGCCUGCACGUAAAAGUGUCCGGGUUUGGUGCAGGAAAGCCGGGCAGAAAAGCGCUGGCUGCACGGGGAGCUCCAGAACACCGCCAUCGUGUGGCGGCUAAGUGUAACCGCGACCACCCAGUAACAAUCAAUUAAGCUGCGGUUAACCGCAGCUACUGGGUGGUCAAUUGCCGGCACACGCUCGUUAAGCCGCGGUUAACCGCGGCUUCAGGGAGGUAAAUGGAGGGCACAUUCCAGCUUCUGGGUGGCCAAUUAAGGUCGUAGGCCGGCUUCCCACGGCUCUGGGGAGGCUGAAAAGAAACUGUUUGUUCGGUAGAUAGAAUCUACCGAACGGCUGUGCAGAAAGGGAGAAAUAAAUCCUUCAGUAAAAUUAACUCUUUAGCUGCCGGUCCAUAAUCCAAAGGCAGCAGAUGGGCAACCAGGCUCCUCCAAUGCAAUGUGGCGAGAUUGGUCUCAUCACAAUUAUAUUAUAUAUUUAGCAAACAUAUAGAAUAUAUAAAUACAGAUUCUUUUAGUAUUUUUGUAUUAUUAUUAAUAUUAUUAUUUUAUUUAUUUAUUUUACUUCCACUCCUCCUCUUCUCUAUUGGUUACUUUUUCCCACUUGAUCGCUGAACUCAAUGGUAAAAUUAUAUUUUUAUAGCAAAUCUUUCAGUCUGCAUUGCAGUUCACAGAUUGGCCCAUUUUCAUGCCCUUUUUAGUUUGGCUAAAUGUUUUCUGUAAAUAGUUUUCAUGAACGAUGUUGAGCCAAGUCGAACUGUUACAGGAAAGAGUGUGUCGAACAAAAAUGGGGAAAAAUUAUUUGUCCAAAAGGAUCACUCCUGCCGUGCACAAGUCUAGCGCUCGUUCUUAGCUUAAUGUGUUCUGUUUGUCUCUCCCCAGGCGCAAGGCUAUGAAUGGACGCAUGUAUUUUGCUGGACGAGCUCAAAAAGAAGGAAAACUAAUGAUCAAAACUCACCCACUUGCUCGAUUGUGUCGCUGUGACUGCUGGGGCUUUAAACAGGUGAGAAAGAGGCUAAAUCGUGGAGGGAUGGUGGGCUGGUGUGUCUGUCUGAGCUGUCACUGGAUAUGAGCCUUCUUAUUUCCUUUCUCUCUUGUAAUUAAUUUCUGGUCUCUCCAGUUCACCCAGUGCUGGUGGUUGUUCGGUUUACGUUCAUUGCGCAUUCUUUUCUUCACUGCUCCCAAUCUAACAUUGACCCACAUGUUCUGUGAUCUGUGUGCAUCUCUGUUGAAUGUGGAAAUAAGAGAUUCUGCCAUUUCUCUGAUGUCUCCAGGUAGAAGCUGAACAGUAUUACGCAGAGCUGGAGGAGAAAUUGACUGAUGAGUUUACUGCUGAACGGAACCGGGUCAUGUUAAAGAGACUGGGGAUGGCGUUUAUUACCUUCCAGGAUGAGAGAAUGACUGCAGUGUACGUGGCUAGAACUCUGUAAACUGCAGGCAGCUUACUGUGAAGAAACCUCCCAUCUCUAUCACUGUCCGGCUGCAUCAAAUACGCCACAUGCAUUCUCCUACUUAUAGCGUUCGCAUUACUACUUCAACCACGUUUUCCAUGAAAGCUUUACAUUCCAUACACUAUUGGGGGGUGCGUUAAUUGUGACGCCCAGCUGUAUGUAGAAUUUUAGGUCUACCAGAAGAAAUUUAAUUAACUAAUCGCUGUGGUUGAAGAAAUCCAUUUACUACUAGCAUUACUAGUAUCCUGAUAGUUAGUAGAAUUCUAGCAGUCAGAAAAAAUAUGUGUGAGGUGCCAAAUCUUUAUUAUCAGACAUGGUUAUUGUUAAGGAGGAGAUUUAAGCAAAAUAGAGAUGGAACAAUGUAACCUAAUAGAAAUUAGUUGAAUUUCUGUAACUGGCAAUUUGGGUGGAAUUAAUCUAAUUGUGAUGGCUCUCCCUCCUUUCAGGAUUAUACAGGAUUACAGCCGCCCCCAUUGCCGCCGGGCCCCCCAGCAAUCCUCGGUCACGCCGAUACUACAGUCUCACCAGUGGGAAGUGCAAUACGCUCCUGCACCAAUUGAUAUCAUUUGGUACGAUACCUCAAACUCUGACCACAUUGUCGGCAGGAUCUUUCCUGAUAAUAUGUGAAUCUUACUGAUGAUGUUACACGUAUAACACUAAUCAUUUUUACUUUGAACACUGUGCCCAACAGGGAGAAUCUGGCGGUGACUGGGACGGUCUGGUGGCUUCGCUUUGCAGCGUUGAAUUUGGCCUUGUUCCUGCUCCUCUUUUUUCUCACUACACCUGCUGUCAUCGUGAGCACCAUGGACAGAUUCAAUGUCACCAAUCCAGUGGAAAGCCUGCAUGUGAGGAGUGUUUGGGGUAUUCUUGCCCUUGACAGGCUUCUUCUGCUAUCUACCCCUUUGUAUCUUGUUGACAACUCUGGUGUCCCCCAUCUAUCCUUUACUUCCCCUCACUCUUGCCUUGUCUUCUGCCGGUCACUCAGACCAUCUUAUGUUCUUCUCCCUCCUCCCAUAUUCUCAUUGUCUGUUCUUAUUACUCACCCUUUACCCACACACUUACCCUUCAUCUCUCCCUUACUCUCAUUGUCUGAACCUUCAUCUCCCCCUCACUCUUGCUGUCUGUCCAUUCAUCUCCUGUUCACAAUGUUUCCCAAAUAUGUUCCCCAUCUUACACUCCAUUCAUUCUUCCCCCCCCACCCUGAAUGUCUCACUCUCACUGUUCUCCGGUUUCACGGUUACCCUCACUCUCUUUCUCACAGAAUCCAGUGAUCACUCAGUUCCUCCCCACAUUCCUUCUGUGGAUGUUCUCCGUCUGCCUCCCAUUUUUGGUUUAUUACUCUGCAUUCCUGGAGUGCCACUGGACCAGGUAACGCUCUCACACCCAUAACAGGCCCCUAUGGUUUUCUAUCAACCCCACCCCUUUCCUUAAACAUCAUCCCCUAUAUCUUACACAAAAACAGAAAUAUAUUAUUGUGAAGUAAGUAGCAACCAAUCUAAACUACAAAUAAUUUGAUCCAUUCUAAAACCUGCAAGCUAAUAUUUAGGCUGGUAGUGCUGAAUACAUCCAAUGCAUCUUUAAAUUACCUUGUUUUAACCUCAUCGGCUAAAAGAUGAUUUGAAGGAUAAUUUACAUUUCAUUUUAAUUAUUUUAUCUAAAGUGCUUUAGUUUUGUUUUGAUGCUAGGUCUAAUGAGAAUCGGCUGACAAUGCACAAGUGUUACUUCUUCCUCGUAUUCAUGGUUAUUAUCCUGCCUUCUCUGGGUCUGACCAGGUACUUUCCACCCAGCAACUUGCAUUCCUGCACAGCCACAUGUUCUGCUUUCUGUAUCCCCACUUCCCUUGUCCUUCUUUCUACUUAAUGACUUCCCUCCUCGUUCUGCUUCUCACUCGUGCUCUCCUCCACUUCCCUCUUCUUCAACCUCCUUGAAGUUGACUUCCCUCUAUGCUGUCUUUCUCCUCUAUCAAACCGUGUCCCUUCCCUCUGCCUAAUUACAGCACCCCUUUAUUCUGUAUUCACCUGUACAUUUAAGAUUUGGCCAUAUACCUCCCUAAUUUUCGCUCCAUAAUCUCCUAAAUUAUUUCUUUUUUUUUUUUCAUUGCAGCUUGGAUCUGUUUUUUCGCUGGUUAUUUGAUAAUCAUUUUCUGGAUUCUGCGAACAUGAAAUUCCAGUACGUAUGUGUUACUGCUGAGAGGGGCUCUCUGUUGCAUCUUGUUUAAAGUCAAAUGAUACCAUACACUCUCAUGCAAAAUAAUAUCCGCCAACCAUGCAUAAUUGUUGAUUUUUCUUACAAGGGUAUUCGUAAAAGAUUUUUGGUGAAUAAUACAGCAAACCAAUUAUAAGUUUCCCUUAACACUGGUUGAUAUCAAAACAAUUGCCCUAUGUGCCGCCAUUUGUGUGAGGUAGUGAAAAUAUUAAAAACUUACAAAAUAAAACACACAGUCAUCCGAAGGGACUACACAGUUUGUUUUAAAAAAUGCAUAAAUGGACCUCACUCAAACUUAGAAACCCUGGAAUUUCCAAUAACUCUCACAAUUCUCUGGUGACCUCUACUCUUCUGGAUGGCUCGGAUCCGGAGCUACGCUUGGGACUCGCUUGUCCCUUGUAUGGCCCCUAGCAUUAUUUAAACAAACAGAGUAGUUCCUUCGGAGGAAUUAUGGUUUUAACAACCUUUUAAUUAAGGACAGUCAUUUAUAUUGAGGGGGAAAAAAAACAAGAAUUACAUUUUUAUUUCAAUUUUUUUUCUAAGCAAAAAUGCACAUCUCGACUGGGAAAAAAACUAUUACAAAGUAUUACAGAUAUAGAUUUAUCUUUCUUGUGCAAAUUCCUAUCUCUGCAAUAAUUACUUCAAUGUUAACGUGUUAUUCCUUUGUAAUUGUGCUCAAUGGAAUGUAUUUCUGAUAAGGAAGGCUAUGUUACUCCAACUGGAUGUAAUGCUGAUUUAAUAAUAUUUUGUACAUUUUUUUUAAUAUUUUCACUGCUUCACAGAAUUGGUGGCACAUAAAGCAAUUGUUUUGAUGAUAUCCUGUGUUGAGGCAAACUCACAGCAUAUUUAGAAAAUACCCUAGAAAAUUACAAAUUCAAUCAGGGUCCAGUGGCCAUAGGGAGCAGAGGAAGGUAAGUUUUACUUACCUCGAGCUAUCCCUGGUAGCUUCUGCCAUUCUCCUCUUAUAGGUCCUCUUCAACUCCUGGAGCUUCUGUUGACAGGACCAGAGUCAGUGCUGUAAUCUUGCGCUUGUGAAAGAGUACAGCACUGAGGUCAAUGGCGGUUCCUGCAAGAAUGCAGGAGCCCCCAUACAAUGAUGCUGGUAUCCCACAGCUGUCACUUGUGAUGGCUGCUGGGAUUGGACAAAUGUUGAUGGUACAUCUCUGCAUUUUGUCAACCUCAGGCUUGUCCAUAAAACAGAGUAGUCCCUAGUUUGUCUUGACUGUACAAUCCAAAGACAGCAUAUCUUGUUUGUUAUUUAAAAGUGGUUUGUUGUAAUUUUUUCCUCAAAUCCUUUCUGCUUAAGAGAGUGCAGCAUCAUUUGAAUUUAAAUAUUUUUGUAAGGCUACCUUUUGGGGGUUGACCGAUACCUGCACCCCAAACAGCUGAGUGCCAGCAACAUAGGUAGAUUUUUUUUCGUUGCGUCUUAAUAACAAUUCUGCUAUUGGGAAUAUGUGUCCUAUUACCCUGGACCAUAUAUCUUCCCAAAUUACAUAUCACUGUAAUUAUGUACUUUCAAUACUACUCCAUACUGCUUGCUGUGUAGCUGUUUCCUUAUACCUGUCUGCUGGUGUUCCAGGUGUGUCUUUCUUCCUGAUAAUGGGGCGUUCUUUGUCAACUAUGUGAUUACCGCAAGCCUGAUUGGCACAGCUAUGGAGCUGCUUCGCAUCCCUGGGCUGACCGUCUACGCUACACGUCUGUGUUUAUCCAAGACUGAAGCUGACCGUUUACACGUCAAACGAGUAAGAGUGUGAUCAUUAGGGGAGGUGCUGUAAUGCUGGAAUUCAAAUUAGGAUCUAAUGGAGAGAUUUCUUAUUACAGAAUCAUGCAUACGAAUUCCAGUUCGGUCUUGAAUAUGCUUGGACCACUUGUGUCUUUUCCGUGGUGAUGACGUAUAGUAUCACUUGUCCCAUCAUUGUCCCCUUUGGUAAGUGGAGACAGCUAAUUUUUGCAUGCAAUUCUCUCUAUUCUGAUUUUCCCUUGUUCUUUUGCCUUCUAUUCAGUGAUAGAACAGUUUCUUUAUCCAAGGAGAUCUGACUGCCAUUCAGGGGCCGGGAUUUUUUCUUUUUGUGUGUUUGUUACAAAACUGAGAAGAAGCACUUCAAACGGUUUUUUUUUUUCUUUCUUUUGGAUCAAUAGCAAAAAUAGAUGUGAGAAACUUGAUGGCUGCAAGUCUUUGUCCUCCCCGACCCUCCCAGUCAUUACAAUGCUGCAUUUCUCGGUUCAUUUUUUUUUCUGUGCAUCCUUUUUUGUCCGUGUAAUACCCUUUCCCUCAAGCCAUUAUAAUUCUCAUCCCUUACCAACAUGGUAUCUAAGUGCAGUUGCAUAUUUUCUGUGUCUUAGGCCUCCUGUACCUGCUGCUGAAACACAUGACCGACCGCUACAAUAUUUAUUACGCGUAUAUUCCUACAAAGCUGAGCCCCCAUCUUCAUACUGCUGCCGCCCAGCAACUGCUUGCAGCACCAAUCCUCUGCAUGUUUUGGCUCCUGUUCUUCUCUUUGCUACGUCUCGGUAAGGAUGCCGUGAUUAUUAAUUAAUAAAUAAACUACAGCACCUAAACAGCUUGACACCUUCCUCGCUCUGUCUAGCACCCACAGUCCUUCUGGUCUGCACCGAUGUGCUAAAUUAGUCACUGACUUCCACGUUAGCAACACACCAAUUGUGGCCAUUUUUCAUCGGCUGAGAAGUGUCCACUGACACUCAUAGACCAGAAGGACUGCAAGUGACCCAUCGGGCUGGGUAAGUGUUACUCUGUUAGUAAACUCUUUAAAAUUUUACUGUGUGGAUAGCACCAUAACUACUACUGCUGUCGUUUUUUUAUAGUGCUAAGAAUAUCUCUUUAAAGGCACUGAGCGCAUCACCUCAGUCUAGUUGUGAUGUGCACAUAUUGUCUAUACAGUGUUAAUUAAAAGUCUGCGGAUUGGUUUAAUAUUUGACUAUCCAUCACCAGACACAUUGGAUUAUAAUUUUGUUGUUUUAUUUUAAACAAAACGGCCACUUUAUCAAAACUGGCAGGUGCAAAGGGAGCUUUGUUUUCCCUGGUUAAUUUAAUGACAAAACAAGUGAUUUAAAAUAACUAGUGCAGGUGGAUUUUGUUACAUUUAUUGUUAGUGGUUUCAAAAAGCAGGCUGUACACCUCAGUGCUAUUCAGAGUAAUUCUGUUGGCAUACUUCGUUACGCCACUGUCAGGCUUCCUCUGGACUCAUUUUCUCUCUUCCCCUCAGGUACCACACAUCCCGUUACUUUAUUCACAUUUGCCUCCCUUCUCCUAUGUUUGCUAUUCUCCAUUUUUGGACUCUGUCUGCAGCGGCUACAACCAAAGAGACCAUCCAGCUAUCAGGUGAGGAAAUGACCUCUUUCCGCUACUGGAACGGGAUACUUAAUAACCCUUUACCUCUCCAGAAAAAAUGUUUCACCAAACCGCAUUCAUUAUUUAUUUAUUUAUUUAUUUAUUUUCUUCUUCCUCCUCUAUCCCACAGAUGUCAGAACAGGCUGAUGGGAUUAUUCAGGAUGCAGAACGUAGCAGUAUCUCUUCCGCCAUCCAAUCCAAUGUGAGUAUCGUAGCUCCAUAGCAGAAUCUUACUGUAAAUUUAUAAUCUCUCCACCAUCCCCAUCAUGACUACACUCGAUUUUGCUCCUUCCAACUGUUCUCCUACCUUGUCUGGUGCCCUAUAUUUAAGCAAAUUAUAUUCAGAUGGACAAAUUUUCCAAGCUGGGCUAGUAGCUAAGUGGGAGAAUUUUAUCCAAAUCUGCUAUUAUAGUCUCAAGUUGCCGUUAAUUCAUUAAUAUGUUGUGUAGUGAAACCUUUUUUGUAAUUUUUUCUUUUGUUUAGGCAUUUAUGGCCUCAGUCCUGCAGGAUCAAGAACUCACCCCCCUGGCCUCUCCUGCUCAUGCCUCGUAUGGAGCUCUGGAGACACGGGCGGACCUCUCAGAGGAGGAGCCAGAGAUAACACCGGAAAACUCAGACGAUUCUUGUCAUUGACAGUGCCGAUGUGUAACUGCAGAUCGGGGAUCUUGGCUACUUGCGAGUCAGUGUUUCCUUCCUGUUUUUGCAGUCUAUGAGCUCCUCUCUGAAUAUUGUACGGGUCAGUGCCGCACUGCUGCUAAGGUCUUGUGUGGUCAGCGAGGUAUGAGAGUCUUGGCCUUGUUUAGCUGGCUCCAGACUCACUUAAGUAUGGUCACGGGCUGAUUUCUGUCUGGCCCUGUAGUGGGUCGAUAUCUAUUACCAGCCAGGGCUGUGUAUUAGAGGAAGCCUUGCCUGGGCAGUGUGCAGAACAGUAAUGCGAUUAGAGUCUCAUACUUCCUAAUACUGUAAAGAAUCCAUUGUUGAAUUUAAGAUGCUAUAAUAUAUUUUGCUGAGAAACUGCACUCGAAGGUGCACAGCCAAGUUGUUACCUGCUUUUAUGAGGCCUGGCCAAGCAGCUGCUACACUGGGACAUAUGCAGCAUUUCCAUAAAAGAAACACGUUGGGUUCUCUGUGCUCUUAAUGCAACAUGCACUCUGUGACGUGCAACCUCUCCUGUCACGCUCACCCGUUUCUCCACUUGAGCUGCAUUUCCUGGCUAUAUAUUUUUCCCAAGUGUGGGGAAUCAAUACAUAUUGCAUUUAAAAAAUGUUAUUUAAAAUGUGCUGAUUUUGCCAAAUAUAAUUUUAAAAGUAAGUGUGUGCACGUGUUUCUUUUUUUUUUCCUCCUUCCUUUUUUCUAAAUAUUUAGGUGGAUUAGAUCU